This is a messenger RNA of Uncinocarpus reesii 1704, 738 nucleotides long. RefSeq lists its product as uncharacterized. The coding region runs from base 1 to 738 and encodes 245 amino acids. Lineage: Eukaryota; Fungi; Ascomycota; Eurotiomycetes; Onygenales; Onygenaceae. The transcript has a single exon. The record is from RefSeq and is a predicted model, not a curated record.
AUGGCUCGGCUGAAGAUGUGUGGACGUCCUCCACAAGCAUAUGAACAACAACAAAAAUCGCCAAUAGUCCGCAUAAUGGGUCUCUGCAAAAGGGGCAGCAACAUGAGACCACUGCAUGAGGUUCGCCCGUCUGCCCAGACUGACAGGUUUCUGCUUGGCAAAGGCACUAAUCGCAGAUCAUCAGUUAAUAAGAUGACAAGCAGCGCCAAGAGAUGCUGCUUUGGGUCAUUAUUGCCCUGCGGGAUCUUCAUCUCCAUGACACACAGCCCAGAUCCAGAGGACACGGAAGGGAAAAGCAAACGCCCAUCUGUCAAACAGGCACCGCCAAGGGUGCCGAGGGCACCACAUUUGGCCCUCGAACGACAAAUCGAGGGCUGCUGUUACGCAACCGGGGGCUCAUCUCCAAGAAUCAGCAGCACGUCUGCUUGGAGCAUGCCGAUUGGUUCCGUUGCCCUUCGUCACUCGCUGCGAGAUCGAAUGCCAAGAGAGGAGAUUUGCGCCAAGACUUUCUCGAAUGAUGCACGCCGCGCUGCGUGCCAAGCCGGGGUGGAAGGGAGCAAUCGACGGAAACAAGGGCGGGUGGGUGACACCGCCAAGAUCCCGGCGCCCGUCGUGACUUUUGUCUUGUUGCGUUUCCUCUCCUGCCGUAUGGUCAUGUUUGCCAGUCAGACCGUAUGGUACCAGACCGGUAUUGAAACUGAACAGCGUCCGUCAAUGACAAGCUGCGAACACUGCUGA